AUGGCUGAACUACGUGAUCAAGUAUCCCAGUACAUAGGCUUCGAACCAAAUGAAAUUCGCCUCCCGAUCACAGAAGAGAAUAGGUGGUUAUUUAGUAAGAUAAUAGCAGAUCAGGAAGGAAUAGUAGCAGAUAUCGUAACGGGUAACAGAAUCCAUAUUGGAUGGUUAUUUCCAUUUACGAUGGCCCAAGCUAAAAAA
Messenger RNA from Funneliformis geosporum, 198 nucleotides. The record is from the annotation of a GenBank genome assembly. Lineage: Eukaryota; Fungi; Glomeromycota; Glomeromycetes; Glomerales; Glomeraceae.